Scedosporium apiospermum is the source of this 780-nucleotide messenger RNA. RefSeq lists its product as uncharacterized. The transcript is spliced from 3 exons. Lineage: Eukaryota; Fungi; Ascomycota; Sordariomycetes; Microascales; Microascaceae. Bases 1 to 780 code for a protein of 259 amino acids. The record is from RefSeq and is a predicted model, not a curated record.
AUGUCCACUCCCAGCGCCAUCCCCGCCCCCGCAACCGGGGCGACUCCCGCAUCCAACACCACGGACGAAACGACGCCGCUCCUCUCCGGAAACGCCGACGACAAUGGCAUCAACGACGCUUCCGCCGCCGAGGCCCAGGAACCCGGCCCCUCGUCGCCGGCGGCGAUCCAAGCCUCCAUCCUCAGGAGCGCAGUGCUGCCCACUUGGAUCCUCCUCAUCGCUUCCAGCAUUACCCUAAUCCUCAGCAUCGCCCUGUUUAUCUUAAACGGGUUCUGGCCCAGCGGUUAUUACCAGGGCUACUGGUUAGACUACUGGAAACCAGUAGCUGUAUCCGCCUUCUUCUCCGCCUUUUUGGCCAUCGUCAACCUUUAUUCCAUCCGCGCCUCCAAACCUCCCGGCAUUCUUUUCAACAUAUUAGUUCACCUUGUUCUGGGAUUCGUAGCCAUCAACACUGUGACGAUGGCUGGUAGUGAAUUGGACCCGUCCAGGCCCCGGUGUACGGAUGGGGACGACGAGUGUUUCCGUUUCCGGCUUGCCUGGUUGAUUGUGAUGUCUGCCACUUUCAUAAGCGGCGUCGUUUUUAGCUGGCUUACCCAUCCCGGUCUAUUGAUCUUCUGGUUCAUCAAGGCGAGAAAUGCCUACGGCAACCCCGGCCGUCGCCAGUGGACUGUUCCCGCCGGCGUUCUCACCUUUGAGUUCUCUAUCAAGUUUCUAAGACAGACUCCUGACGGUUCCGUUCCGCCCGUUCUGCCCGCUACCCAGGAGUCCCAGGUGGCUUGA